Molecule: messenger RNA, 1409 nt
Organism: Drosophila albomicans
Lineage: Eukaryota; Metazoa; Arthropoda; Insecta; Diptera; Drosophilidae
Exons: 4
Coding region: 112-1053 (313 amino acids)
Cellular component (GO): membrane
Molecular function (GO): phosphatidylinositol bisphosphate binding
Source: RefSeq, a predicted model, not a curated record
GUUUUUCUUGACCUGAAGUGUGUUGUUGAACAGUUUUGGAAGCUACUGCCUGCCAGUAGAAAGUGCAUUUAAAUUAAAUUAAACUGCAGCAAACAUAAGUUAUCCUAGACUAUGGCCAAAUUACGAGAGCUGGCGCCAGAGUUGGCAGACGUAGCGCGCUCUCAGCUCAACGAGGAUGCAGCAAGUAGGGAUGCAAUCAUUGUGGCAUUCCGCACAUGGAUUAACGAACAGAACUACCUGGAGGCUCGCACCGACGAUCAGUUCUUGGUUGCAUUUCUGCGAUUCUGCCUGUGGGACUUGGAAGAAGCCAAGAAACGCAUUGUGUUCUUCUACAACUACAAGUCCAAAGAGCGUGGACUGCUCAAAAGUCGAUCCGUAGACGACAAGUUGCUUGAACUGGUCAGAUCGGGCAUAUUUGCUACGUUGCCAAAUCCGAUUGGACCUGGUGGCCCUCGUAUUCACUAUACACGCAUGGGACGCAUAGAGACUUCCAAGCACAGUGUCACUGACAUCUUUCGCUUCCAUGCCUUCCGCUCCGAAAUCGAGAUCAAUACAGACGACAAUUGGAAUAUUGCUGGCGUUGUUGAGAUUAUUGAUUUCACUAAAAUACCAUAUUCAUUGCUGCUGCAGUUCGAUCCAAGUCUGUUUCGACGCAUGAACGCCUUCCUGGAGCAUGGUAUUCCCACGAAUUUAGUGGCCACGCACAUUGUGAACGCCUCGCGUGAAACGCAAUUUGUACUCACCAUAAUCCGAAAUGUGAUGAAGCAGAAGGAACUGCUGCAUAUACAUCCCAAUAUCGAGUCGCUGCAGAAAGCCAUUGGCAAGGAGUACCUACCAGGGGAGCUAGGUGGCGAUAAUGGUACGGUCAUCGAUGCUGUGUCCCGCUACGAGGCACAGUUCAACAGCUUUGCUUCCUACUUCAUUGAUGACGAGCGUUUCGGUGUCGAUGAGAAGCUGCGCGCGGCCAACGAGAAGGAGCAGCAACGCAAUGCGCAGCUGGUGUCUGGUGUCACCGGAGAAGAGGGCUCCUUUCGCAAGUUGAACUUCGAUUGAGGCUAUUGUUGUGGAUAGGGCAGUUAAUUGUAUAUUCAAAUGCACAUACUAUAUACACACUCCUCCUCACACCACCCUCCAUCUCUCUCUCUAGAUACAUAUAUAUAUAUAUAUAUCCCAUUUAAGUAUCUGUAUAGCGUACAUACCCUAUACAUACAUAUAUGUACGAGUACUACUGCGCUAUAGCGAACUUUGGUCAUAGCAGAACCUGAUAUUUUAUAACAAUUCAUAGAAAAAAUAACAUCGAAACUAAAAGCAAAUUGAUCAAUGUUACAAAAAAAACAAAAACAGUAAAACAAAAAAAAUGUACACUAAAAAAACAACAACAAAAACGCCAUCAAAUGGCAAAAACCUCA